UUGGCGGUUGAAUCCAAACACACACUCUCACCCAGAAAAUUAAACCAGAACGAAAGUGACACCAAAAAAAAAAAAACCAAUACGCAAUCACAGGGAAGAAGAAUCAAAACCUAACGGUCCUCGUGUUCCAUUAAACUCUCAGAACAACUCUCAUUUUCCUUUUCGCCAAACACCGACCUCGUUUCCGAUCAUAGCUCCCCCCACAAUGCCCUCGAUUCGAUUCGUUUUGGGUUUUCGGGCUGAUUCUUUGUGUGAUCCCAAACCGGAACUGCUGCAAUUGAUUUGAGGCAUUGAAUUCGAUUGCAGUGUGAGGAAUAUUGGAUUUGAUUGGAAAUGAGCACGCAAAAGCAGCAGGUGACGAUUCGGGACCUAGCCGAGGAGGCCAAGAAGCGGAUUGUGUUUCUAGCCAUAUGCGUUGUGGGUUUAUCAUACCUCAUGUCAUUGACAAGUUCCUCUGUCUGGAUCAACCUGCCUGCUGCUGCGUUGUUAAUUCUCAUUGGCCGUUAUCUAUCACUGGAUUUUGAGACGAAGAGAAAAGCUGCAGCAUAUAACAGCAAACCACCUGCUGCAAACACUCUCUCCCAAAAGAAACCUUUUGAAAGGCCUAAAGUUGUUGAUGGAUCUGAGUGGAGAAGGAGAGUGAAUUCUCCUGUUGUUGAGGAUGCAAUAGAUCACUUUACUAGACAUAUAGUUUCUGAGUGGGUGACUGAUCUCUGGUACUCAAAGUUAACACCUGAUAAAGAAGGUCCAGAGGAACUAGUGCACAUAAUGAAUGGAGUUCUUGGAGAGUUUUCAGCACGCAUGAGGAAUAUAAAUCUGAUUGAUCUUCUAACAAGGGAUCUUAUAAAUCUCAUUUGCACACAUUUGGAGCUCUUUCGUGCAACUCAAGCAAAGAUUGAAAAGAAGGAAGAGCUACUAACAAUUGAACACCGAGACAUAGAAUUAAGACUCAUCCUGUUUGCUGACAAGAAGCUGCACCCUGCUUUAUUUUCUGCUGAAGCCGAGCAUAAGGUUUUGCAGCAUAUGAUGGAUGGUCUCAUUUCUUUCACGUUCAAGCCUGAAGACCUGCAAUGCUCGUUCUUUCGUUAUGUUACCCGGGAGCUACUUGCGUGUGCAGUAAUACGACCUGUCUUAAACUUAGCCAGUCCAAGGUUUAUUAAUGAACGAAUUGAAUCUGUGGUUGUUAAUAUGAACAAGUCCAAACAAGCAGUGAGGCCAGUAUGUGGGGCAUCUCAACCCAAAUCAGACGAUCCUACAAAGAUUUCACCUGAUCAUUUUUCCAGAUUCUUGGAUUCUUCUGUAACUGGAGUAGAACUUGUCCAGUUAAAAAAUGAUCAGUCAAGAAGCGAUACAGAUACACAUGCAGCAGAGAAUGGCAAUGGAAAUCUUUCAAAAGAUCCAUUGCUUUCUAUUGAUACUCAAUCCACCCGUUCAUGGAGUUCGUUGUCCAUGAAUUCCCAAACUAAUGAUGAAGCAGGUAUUCAACGACAUCGCUCUGGAGGAGAAUGGGGUGAUAUGUUGGAUGUUGUUUCUCUCAGAAAAACUCAAGCCCUGGCUCCAGAACAUUUUGAAAACAUGUGGGCAAAAGGAAGAAACUACAAAAACAAAGAAGGUGACGAUCGCUUAAAUGAGCAUGUUCCUCAGGGCUCCUCUCAUGGAAAUUUGAUAACAGAGAAUAGCACUAAAGCAGCGUCCAAGCUCAGAGAUAAAGUGACGAGACCGAGUUCUUCCGAGAGCAGUCACAUCCAGUCUGGAUGUACUAAUAAGUUGAAGGAGACAAACUCAUCCCAUCAAACAGUCCAGGAUAUACCAAGUCAAUCUCUAGUUAAUUCGGAUGUGGAGUAUCUAGACUCAGGAAAUGACACAUCAUAUACUUCUGAAGAUGAAAAUAGCAGUAUAACAGGCCUAGGUUCUCCUGGAACUAAAGUUUGGGAUGGUAGGAAUAAUAGAAAUGUUGCUGUUUCUCACAUUCAUCAUCCACUUGAAAAUUUUGAGAGCCAUAAUGCAAAGAAAACUGCUAAGGGGUGUGCUCGCUAUCAAAGAUUGCAUAAAAACCAGACUAGUCGGAAAAGAUCUCGACCAAGCAAUCAGAAUGUGCAUGUUUGGCAGGAGGUUGAGAGAACAAGCUUCUUGUCUGGGGAUGGGCAGGAUAUACUUAAGUCUUCCAAAGGACGUGCAAAUGAUGAGGACUAUAGUGAUGAUUCUGAUAUGGACAGUUUUGGUAGGGUUCAUAGUGGUGCAGCUGCUUCUUCAUCUGCACUCUCUUCUUCUGCUGCAGAAAAUCAUAAUCUGGUUGUCAAUUCCCUGAAAAAUUCGUUGGCAGUUGAUUCAUUUUAUAAAUUGAGAUGUGAGGUAUUGGGUGCAAAUAUUGUCAAGAGUGGCUCUAGGACAUUUGCUGUCUACUCCAUAUCUGUUGUUGAUGUUAAUAAUAAUAGUUGGUCUAUUAAAAGAAGGUUUCGCCAUUUUGAGGAACUACAUCGGCGUCUGAAAAUGUUUUCUGAAUAUACUCUUCACCUGCCACCAAAGCAUUUUCUCUCAACUGGUUUGGAUGUAGUUGUCAUUCGAGAACGGUGUAAAUCGCUUGACGAUUAUAUUAAGAAGCUUAUGCUGCUUCCAACAAUUUCCGGAUCAAUUGAAGUUUGGGAUUUUCUGAGUGUUGAUUCUCAGACAUAUACUUUCUCCAAUUCCUUUUCCAUCGUUGAAACUUUGUCAGUUGGCCUAGAAGAUAAGCCAUCUGAAAGAAGUAAAGGCGUUUCAAACUUUGGUGGAUUGGAUGGCUCUUCUUUAAAUAGAGAACAUCUAAGUACUGAACGCCAGGAACCUGCAUUACGGAUGAGGAAUAAUGCAUCUGGGUUUAGAUUAAACACAUCAAAAGCCAUGAAUUAUUCUCCUGUGAAAAUUCUUGGCAAAGAAAUUACAGAGACAUUUGACAAUUCUGGUGGUGCUUCUGAAACUAAGGCACAAAAAGAUGCAUCCUCUCUUAGAAAGUUGGGAAAAGCUGUCAAAGGAAGAAAAAGUGAUAGGGCAGAGGUAGCGUCAGAGUCGCUUUUAGAUACUGCAACUGACCUGACCCUUCCCACAGAGUGGGUGCCACCAAAUGUAAGUGUUCCCAUACUGGAUUUAGUUGACGUCAUUCUCCAGCUCCAAGAUGGUGGAUGGAUCAGGAGACAAGCUUUUUGGGUGGCCAAACAAAUCCUACAACUAGGAAUGGGAGAUGCCUUUGAUGAUUGGUUAAUAGAGAAAAUCCAGCUUCUGCGGAAGGGGUCUGUGGUUGCUUCAGGGAUCAAGCGGCUUGAACAGAUACUCUGGCCUGAUGGAAUAUUCCUAACCAAGCGCCCAAAGAGACGCACAUCAUCAUCUUCAAAUACAACCCCAGGUUCGCCCAAUGAUCAGCAACAUACAGAAGUAUCAUCGCCUAAAAUGGGUGAUGACCAACAAGAGGCAAACCGACGUGCAAAUUUUGUUUAUGAGCUAAUGAUUGAAAAAGCACCUGCUGCUAUUGUUGGUCUUGUUGGUCGCAAGGAAUACGAACAAUGCGCCAAUGAUCUAUACUUCUUUCUUCAGUCAUCUGUUUUCUUGAAGCAACUGGCUUUUGAGCUUCUGGAGCUGAUUCUGUUGUCAGCAUUUCCAGAACUGGAGAACUCAUUUAAGCAGUUGCAUGAUGAAAAGCAUAAAUUUGGUGAGUUUAAACCGCAUUAGAGGGUGUCUAUUCUUGAGUAUUGACGACACGAUUCUGUUGUCAAAUUGAGAUUUUGCCAACGAAAUAUCAUUGCCUUUCAAUUGAACUUUUUCCGUGUCGAAUUCAUUGAGAAGUCCGAGUUGUGUAAUGAUAUUUUGAUAUCGCAGCAUCUUUGACGAAAUUGUACGUAAAAUAUAAGAUCAGUGCAAAUAUACGAUAUUUCGUACCAA
This is a messenger RNA of Humulus lupulus (European hop), 3909 nucleotides long. RefSeq lists its product as uncharacterized. Bases 334 to 3699 code for a protein of 1121 amino acids. The record is from RefSeq and is a predicted model, not a curated record. The transcript has 15 exons. Lineage: Eukaryota; Viridiplantae; Streptophyta; Magnoliopsida; Rosales; Cannabaceae. Gene Ontology annotation, molecular function: phosphatidylinositol binding.